This is a messenger RNA of Nematolebias whitei (Rio pearlfish), 860 nucleotides long. RefSeq names its product troponin T type 1 (skeletal, slow) (gene tnnt1). Gene Ontology annotation, cellular component: troponin complex. Bases 1 to 762 code for a protein of 253 amino acids. The transcript is spliced from 12 exons. The record is from RefSeq and is a predicted model, not a curated record. Gene Ontology annotation, molecular function: tropomyosin binding; troponin T binding. NCBI's taxonomy places the organism in Eukaryota, Metazoa, Chordata, Actinopteri, Cyprinodontiformes, Rivulidae. Gene Ontology annotation, biological process: sarcomere organization; regulation of muscle contraction; slow-twitch skeletal muscle fiber contraction.
AUGCUGAAGCUGAGCUGCAGGAGGAAGCUGAAGAGGAAGGCAAAGCAGCAGGAGUACCGAGAUCAAGAUGCCCAGGAGGAAGAGGAGGAGCGCCCCAAACCCAAACCUCUGGUGCCCCAACUUGCUCCUCCAAAAAUUCCUGAAGGAGAAAGGGUCGAUUUUGAUGACAUUCACAGAAAGCGAAUGGAGAAGGACCUGUUGGAGCUGCAUACUCUGAUUGAUGUGCAUUUUGAGCAAAGAAAGAAAGAUGAAGAGGAACUCAUUGGUCUCAAGGAUCGAAUUGAACGGCGUCGAGCAGAAAGAGCAGAAAUCCAAAGAGUUAGAACAGAGAAGGAGAAAGACAGACAGAACAGAAUUGCGGAGGAGCGUCACCGGAGAGAAGAAGAGGAGGCCAAGAAGAAGGCUGAUGAUGAUGCCAAAAAGAAGAAAGUACUGUCAGGCAUGGGAGCAAACUUUGGAGGCUUUCUGGCCAAGGCUGAGACAAGGAAGAGCAAGCGCCUCACAGGCAGAGAGAUCAAGAGGAAGACUCUGGCUGAGAGAAGAGAACCUCUAGGCAUUGAACAUUUGAGGGAGGAUAGUCUCCGGACACGUGCCCAAGAGAUGUGGAACAGCAUCUAUCAGUUGGAAUCUGACAAGUUUGACUUCAUCGAGCAAAUGAAACAUCAGAAAUAUGAGAUCAUUGUGUUGCUGAACAGAAUCCAACAUGCUCAGAAAUUUAAAAAGGGCCACGGCAAAGGGAAAGUGGGUGGCCGCUGGAAGUAAAAACAGAAGAUUAAAAUAUAGAAACAACCCGAUAUGAAUAUGAAGUCAUGAGAAGGAAGCAUCUGACCAGAUGAAUCUUUUUCAUUACUGUUCUUGUU